GCAAAUGAAGAGCCCAAUGCAAAUCAAGGUGUGAAGAGAACUGUUCUUGAGGCUUUUACCCCUGCAGUUUCAUCACCCCCACCACUAGGAAGGGACAAAUCAACAAGCACUACCACCAGGCCCUCAAAACUGAAAUCAAGAAGAAUAGCUAGAAACAAAAGCCUUAACACUUUAACUGGUUUUGGCUGCUAUGUUGAUGUUAAUACUGGGGCAAAGACUUUAAAUCCUGGGAUGAGGAGUGAACAUGUUGUUUCUGAGGUGCAAGCUGGGAUGCCACAUGAUCCUGAUGUUACAGUUAGAUAUGUUAUUCCUAAUGAGAAGGAAAUAAGAGCUGCUGCCCGGAAUUAGAAAUCUGUCAAUGAGCCAAGAUACAGAGAUAUAACAUUUAAGGGUGAUGGAGCACAUGUACAACAGCCCACCAACCUACCUUUCAAAGCCCCUGGUUUGCAAUGGAAGGGUAGCCCAGCUCUCACAUCAGGCCAAUUGAGACAUAUAGAAGGUGCAAAGGAGGAGGGAACCUAGCACUGGGACCAGUGAUAGUCAACAAAGAAAUUAAUUAUCAUGUAUAAGUACUUUUGUGUAAGUGUUUAAGUAGUUUAACAAACUGGUAGCCUUUCCAACCACCUGAUUUGGAUUCAAUGUGCUAGUUUAACAAACUGGUAGCCUUUCCAACCACCUGGUAGGUGGCAACACUGGCUUUAUGGCUUUACAUUUCACUCUUAGAACAAAGGCCCUUUAUCAGUUUUACAUGUGCUAAAUCUGAGGUUGAAUAUUUAUAUGAAUGCUGUAACA
This is a messenger RNA of Cuscuta epithymum, 792 nucleotides long. Lineage: Eukaryota; Viridiplantae; Streptophyta; Magnoliopsida; Solanales; Convolvulaceae. The record is from the annotation of a GenBank genome assembly.